AUGGAUGGACUAACAUGGCAGUGCCACGUGGAGCUGCUCUGCUUUGCAUCCCAGUCCAACAGCCACAGCAGCCAGGUGCUCGAGGUUCAGAAAUGUGCCAUCUCCAAUCUCAAGCAUCAUUCUUACUUUCUAGACAACGCAGUCCCGAUCAAAACAGAAGAGUUCAUUGGACGGCGCGACCGACUCGCUGCCGCACUCGUCGAAGCCGGAGUAGAUGCAUUCGCUCUUGAACCAGGAUACACCUUCCAAUACUAUGGCAAUAUCAGCCAGACGGACUGGGAGCCAUGGGAGCCGGAGGAACGACCGUUUCUAAUGGUCGUGCAACCAGUCAGAGAUCCCAGAACGAAUGAAGUCAAGGCGAAAACGACCUUUCUCUCGCCGCAUUUCGAGGAAGGUCGCGUUCGAAUGCUCGGGAUGCCGUUUCCAGACCAUGAGGAGCUGGAAAUCGCAGUCUGGGAGGAACACUGGAAUCCAUAUGAGACGCUUCUGCAUACAACAUUCAAUAAUUCCUCCAGUGUCAGAGUCAUGGUCGACGAGGAGAUCCGGGAUUUCAUUGUCCGAGGUCUCGACGCGGCUGGCUUUGAGACCGUUGGGCUGAGCCGUGAGGUCGACAGCGUCAGACAAAGGAAAAGCCCAGCGGAAGUGGAAAUACUCAGAGCGGUGAACACUGGCACAGUGGAAGCUAUUAGGCAGAUGAGGCCCUGUCUAAUGCCAGGUCUGACUGAAAAUGAGGUCACUGAUAUACUAAACAACGUUCUCCAAUCCGUGGGCUUCUCACUCUUCUUCAAUAUCGUGCUCUUCGACGAAAAUGCUGCCCUGCCUCAUGGUGGCUUCAUCACGGGAAACAAGAUUCUCGAUUAUGAUACCAUGGUCCUCAUCGAUGUCGGUGGGCAUUAUCUCGGAUACUCCUCCGACAUAUGUCGAAGUUUCUUCAUCGACCCACCAAAACACGCACACCAAUUCGCCUCAUCAGCGCGGUCGUUCAUAUCACAUCGAUUCCAUAGCUUCCUAUCCGUAUUCACAGGGAAUUCCUUCCCGUCGGCUCAGCCCAAAGAAUCGCCACUUGUCCCAUCACAAACCUCGCUCCACACUCUAAAGCUCAAGAUCUGGUCCCUGGUACUCGCGGCCCAGGAUUCAAGCAUUCUUGCAUUUACGCCCUCUCACACAGCAGCAGACGUGGACAUCGCGGCGAGAGGCGUGAUCUCUUCUGCCGGGUAUGGGAAAGAGUUCACGCAUCGGGUGGGUCACGGCAUUGGAAUCAAGGCCCACGAGUCUCCGUAUCUUAACAAAGGAAAUACCCAGACAAAACUCCUCCCUGGAAUGACAUUCACUAGCGAGCCUGGGGUUUAUCUCGAGGGACGAUUUGGCGUCAGGCAUGAAGAUAUCUUCUUGGUCAAGGAAGAGGGUCAACAGGCGGACUGUCUCAGUGGUAGGAGAGCUAGGGGACCUUAUGAUCCGUAA
Molecule: messenger RNA, 1461 nt
Organism: Exophiala aquamarina CBS 119918
Lineage: Eukaryota; Fungi; Ascomycota; Eurotiomycetes; Chaetothyriales; Herpotrichiellaceae
Product: xaa-Pro dipeptidase
Exons: 3
Coding region: 1-1461 (486 amino acids)
Source: RefSeq, a predicted model, not a curated record